AUGAUUCCAAACAAAGAAUCCAUUAUAAACCAAGAGACGAAUUCUUGCCAAUUAGACGUUGAAACUAAAAAUGAAACGAACUUCACAACACAUAAACUUGUAUUUGCUCAGAAUUCGAACUUCCUUAAUUUGGUAAUUCAAACAAUUAAUGACACAGCUAAUAUAACUAUAUUAAAUGACAUAGACGAUUCACUUAAUGAAGCAUCCGAGCAACAGAAUAACGAAUUUUCGCUCAUUUUCCCGUAUCAAGAUUAUUUUCGUUUUCUUUUAGAGAUAGAUGACCAAUCACAGCUUUUAAUAGGACUCAAUUUCUUUGCUAAUGUAAUAACGCACAACUCAAUAUCUUUUCAACAGUUUUUAAAGGAAAAUUUAGAGAAUUUUUUGAACUUUCUAUUAACUCAACUUAAUUCAGAGGAAGAACCAAUAAUAAUAGUUAUAAUCCAUGUGAUUGCUAUUCUUUCAUAUCAAAGUUCAGAUUAUUUAAAAUUUUUUAUAGAACAUGGUGUUCUUUCAUUUAUUCCACAAAUACCAUUUAACUCCGAUGUUCUUUCAAUAAUUUCCUAUAUGUAUUCACGUGGAUUUGCACCAGCUUCAGCAGUCCUUCCAUUUUUUGAAUAUGGGAUUGAGUCUCAAAAUCCAAAUAAUAUUGAGUGCUCAUUGGCAUAUCUAACAAAAAUAUGUCUAAGAGAAUCUGAAGAGGAUUGCACAAAUGCACUUUCAAUAAUAUUGAAAAAUAUUUCUAUAAUAUUGUCGUUUGGAUUAGAUCAAAAUGAAAUAAUUUCUUCAUUUUAUGCGCUUAUAUCAAUAGUUGAUGGCGAUUUUACUUCUUGCUUAGAACUUAUUUAUAAUCAUGCAAUUAAUUUAAUUGAUGCUUUAAUCAAGAUGAACAGUAACGAUAUUACAGAGUAUUCAGAUGUAAUUAAAUCAAUUGCACAGUUUUUCUCAAAAUUCAAAGAUAAAGUUACAAUUUCAAAUGAGAUUUGCGAUUUCAUGUAUAAUGCUUCUAAUGUACUUCCAUUUGAAGCAUCAAAGUCUUGCAUUUCAUGCUAUUUUGAUUGUAUUAAUCGAAAUAGAGAUUUUUCACCAGAAGUAUUAGAAAGGGCGAAACACUAUGCUGCUGAUCCAUCUGUUAUGAUACACAGCUGUAAUUUUAUUUACGAUCUAUACACAAUCAACCCAAAUAAUCAGGAAAUAUUAAGCACAUUAGAAGAACUAUUAAUUAUUGUACAGGAAUUUAUUGAUGAUGAAAAUCCAAAAUUUGCAGAAUUUGCGGAAUUAUUCUGCGAAAAUGUUUCAAACAUUCUAGACAAUCAUGAAAAAUAG
Molecule: messenger RNA, 1323 nt
Organism: Trichomonas vaginalis G3
Lineage: Eukaryota; Parabasalia; Trichomonadida; Trichomonadidae
Product: armadillo (ARM) repeat-containing protein family
Exons: 1
Coding region: 1-1323 (440 amino acids)
Biological process (GO): proton transmembrane transport
Cellular component (GO): vacuolar proton-transporting V-type ATPase, V1 domain
Molecular function (GO): proton-transporting ATPase activity, rotational mechanism
Source: RefSeq, a predicted model, not a curated record